Molecule: messenger RNA, 1590 nt
Organism: Rosa chinensis
Lineage: Eukaryota; Viridiplantae; Streptophyta; Magnoliopsida; Rosales; Rosaceae
Product: putative protease Do-like 14
Exons: 11
Coding region: 143-1399 (418 amino acids)
Biological process (GO): proteolysis
Molecular function (GO): protein binding; serine-type endopeptidase activity
Source: RefSeq, a predicted model, not a curated record
AGCCCAUAUUGGUUUAAGAAUUGAAUAGGGAGAUUCUGGAGAUAAAGAGCUCCAUUCUCAUCUAGAAGAAAAAAGGGUUUAGCUUGGGUUUUGUGUGUUUUUGAGGACCAAGAUCCAGGAACUUGUGUUUGAGCUCUACCAAAUGAGUCAUUUUCUGAGGAAUGUUUUGAUGGUAAACCGGAAUCGACAUCGGAUUCUGGCCAUUGCUGCCGUUGGUUCGGCUUUUUUGUAUGCCAAAGGGGACGAGAAUUUCAAUUCGUCAUUCUCGGUGUCAAUUCCUGCACCAUGGCGUGAAUCGUUAUCACUGCCGAGGCAAAACUGGCCAUUUGGAGUUGUACCAUUAUUUUCUGUUGCACAUGGUUCGGGUCCUUCAUCGGAUGUAUCUGGUUUCUCCGUAGCUCCAGAGAGCCCAAAGCCAUGCUGUGGAUGUUUGGGCAAAGAUACAAUUGCAAAGGCCGCUGCGAAGGUCGGUCCUGCUGUUGUCAAUAUAUCUCUUCAACAGGGUAUAUAUGGGGUUGGUGUUGGAAAGGGUAUAGGCUCUGGAACUAUAAUCGAUGAGGAUGGCACGAUCCUAACAUGUGCUCAUGCUGUGGUUGAUUUUCACGGGCUGAGAGCUUCAUCAAAGGGGAAGGUUGGUGUAACUUUGCAAGAUGGUCGGACAUUUGAGGGUACUGUGGUGAAUGCAGAUCUACAAUCUGAUGUUGCUAUUGUGAAGAUCAAUUCUAAAACCCCCCUUCCAACAGCAAAGUUGGGCACCUCAAGCAAACUCCAACCUGGGGAUUGGGUGAUAGCAGUUGGCUGUCCACUUUCGCUUCAGAAUACCGUCACAGCUGGCAUUGUAAGUUGUGUCGACCGCAAAAGUAGUGAUUUGGGUCUUGGUGGACUGCGGAGAGAGUACUUACAGACAGAUUGCGCAAUCAACCCGGGGAAUUCUGGGGGACCUCUAGUAAAUAUGGAUGGAGAAGUUAUUGGUGUUAAUAUCAUGAAAGUACUUGCUGCCGAUGGAUUGAGUUUUGCUGUACCGAUUGACUCAAUCGCCAAGAUAAUGGAGCACUUUAGAAAAAAUGGGAGGGUUGUUCGGCCUUGGCUUGGACUGAAGAUGAUUGACCUAAAUGAUAUGAUAAUUUCUCAGCUUAAAGACAGAGAUGGUUCAUUUCCAAAUAUAAAAAGAGGGAUUCUCGUACCUAUGGUAACUCCUGGGUCACCUGCUGAGCGUGCUGGGUUUCGUCCCGGUGAUGUUGUUGUCGAAUUUGAUGGAAAGCCUGUUGCAAGCAUCACAGAGAUCACUGAAAUUAUGGGAGAUAGAGUUGGAGUACCAUUGAAGGUGGUUGUGAAGAGGGCGAAAGAUGAGUUGGUGACUUUGACUGUAAUCGCAGAGGAGUCCCAUACAGAUAUGUGAAUGACAAAGCUUUUGACUGUAAAACUCCCUCCCUCCGUGCCGGUCCUCCGAUGGCAGCUUAGAUGGAUGUAAGUUUAGUGAUAGUUACAUGUAUUGUAACAAUGUGGAUUUUCUUUAUCAAUAUUUCUUAGUGAAGAACCAGUUAACGAGAGAAAAAGGAACAACGGCAGUAGUACCAUUUUCUGAUGAAA